UUCAGACUACACGGAACAAAGCCCCGAAGCAUCGGUGGCUUACCGUAAUAGAUUAACCAAAGCUUCCAAAUUUUAUCGCAAAUAUAAUAAUUCGUCUGAAAAAUCUGACAGAAGUUAAAAUAAUUGUGAGUAUCCAAUUUUCUUGUUUGUAAUCCAUGGUUGAAUCCUUCCACGUGGUACUUUCGGAAACGAAUCGGUUCAAAGCUUAUAAAUCAUAGAUAAAGCUCAAGCUAAUAGAGUUGAGUGAAACCGAAUAAUAUCAAACCGUUGCUUGAAUUUCAAACACAAUAAAUCAAAAAUAAAACAUUCGAGUAUACCGGCGUUUAAGUAGAACGCGAGAAGACGAUGUUGUCGUGCUGCCUGAAAGAAGACCUUGUCCUGCUAAUAUUCGUGGCAAUUUUCUUUUCUUUAAGCUGUGCUUCAGCGGUGAAAAAUAAUCAACCUGAAGUGACAAUUUGUCAAGGAAUCCUGCGAGGAAAAAUACUGACGACGUACAGUAAUCGAAGUGUGUCAGCUUUCUUGGGAAUUCCUUACGCGCAACCACCGAUUGGAAAUCUCCGAUUCGCAAAUCCAGUGGCAGCUGAUGGUUGGAAAGGAACUCGAAACGCUACUGUAGAUUCGAACGAAUGCCCUCAGAUCUCAUUGUUGAGCAAGAAAAUAAACGGGGACGAGGAUUGCUUGUAUCUGAAUGUAUACACGCCACAGCUUCCCAAAAAUUCAAUCUCGCGACUACUUCCGGUGAUGGUGUUCUUUCACGGUGGAGAAUUCAUCAUUGGAAGCGAUACUUCAUCGGUUUAUGGCCCAGAAUUCCUCCUCGACAAAGAUGUGAUUCUCGUAACCUUGAACUAUCGUCUAGGACCAUUAGGAUAUUUGAGCACCGGCGACAAGGUAGCUUCCGGAAAUUGGGGCUUGAAGGACCAGAUCCUAGCCCUGAAAUGGGUUCAAAGUAAUGUCAAGUACUUCGGAGGCGAUCCUGAUCAGGUCACGCUGUUCGGGCAAAGUACAGGCGCGGGUUCGGUUCAUCUUCUGACAAUGAUGGAUAUCACGAUUGGGCUCUUUCACAGAUACAUAACGGAAAGUGGAUCCGCACUUGCGGCAUGGGCUUAUAGACUAAGCGGCCCAUAUGCUAGCCAAGCAUUUGACCUUGGUAAAUAUGUUGGCUGUUUCAAUACAUCAACGGAUCCCCUGAUUGAAUGCUUGCGGACAGUCGAUGUUUCGAAUAUUUUAGGUUCUUACCCGAAAUUCUAUGAUUGGCGAUCAUUUCCGUUAAUCGUGUGGGGCCCAACUGAUGAACCAAAUAUCGAUGGUGCCAUUCUCACUGACAGUCCCCAAAAUUUGAUUCGCAAUGGUCGGGUUCGAGAUUUGCCUUGGGUUUCAGGUGUUUGUCGAGAUGACGGAUUAGCUAUGUCUAUACCUUUUUAUGAAAAUGAGACACUGGUUGAUUACUUUCUGGAAAACUUCGACAGCAUCUUACCUAUUUUUUUAAACUGGAAGUAUUUACCGGGUUCGGGAACCGCUUGGGUUGAAGACGUCAAGUCGUACUACUUCAAAAAUUUUGAAGCCGACAAAAACGUGAUACUGGCAAACCUAACAGUCCUUGUGAGUGACGUUUAUUUCAACUACCCGGCUUACGACGCACUGCGACAGCAGUUUGCAACGGCUGUGAAUCCGCAAUAUUUUUACACAUUCGAUUACCGUGGUGCAUUAAGCUUGUCGUACGCGUAUGGCGGUACUAAGUUUUAUUGCGGCGUGCCACAUGGUGAGGAACUACUAUACCUAUUCCCAAAUUACAACGAAACUCGAAGGAAGAAAGAUUAUGAAAUGGUGAACGUUAUGGUGGAAUUGUGGACGUCUUUCGCUACCCAUGGAACACCCACGAGUCCGACUUUUGGUAACAACACGAAAUGGGAACCAUUUUCAAUCACGAAUGCCAACAAUCUUCACAUCGGAAAUAAAUCCAAUCUCGGACUCACCGUUGAAUAUCCCUAUUUCAAAGAACGUCUACAGUUUUGGGAUGAGCUGAAAGCUAAGGUGCCGUUGUAAUCAGUGCGUUGCAUUUCUUCGGUCGCGCACUUGAUCAUAAAAAUUCUGGAAUGCACAUCCAGUACUUUACUUCACAUUGGCAAUUUUUUUGCAUUUUAUUGUAAUCCUUAUGGGAUGUUGAUCACUUCAGUGCAAUUCAGGCUAAGGGUACAUAUUAUUAUCAUCUUUGUUGAAUGAAAAACGUGACGAUUGAAGUAACGAAUGAAUAAUAAAUUG
Messenger RNA from Neodiprion fabricii, 2259 nucleotides. RefSeq names its product esterase E4-like. Lineage: Eukaryota; Metazoa; Arthropoda; Insecta; Hymenoptera; Diprionidae. Bases 346 to 2043 code for a protein of 565 amino acids. The transcript has 8 exons. The record is from RefSeq and is a predicted model, not a curated record.